GUUGAAGGAGCCUGGAGAACUUAAUUGUAGCACCGACCACUUUAAUGUUGCGAUUCUCAUUUUCCGACAACUACACCAACAUAUGAUACUUUGACGGCUCGCGACAAGAUGGCCGCCUUCUCGGCCAUCAACGUCGAACCGGAGGAGAACAUCGACGAGGAGGUCGACACAACGAAGGACCUUCAAGUCGACGAUGCCCUCAAGCUCUUCCAGAAUGCCCUCAAACUCCAUUCGCAAGGGCCCCAGUCCUUCGACCAAGCUGCCGACGCCUACGAUGCGCUAUUCGAAUCCGAGAUCUUCAAAUACCCAGAGAGCAAGACCGACUACGAACGUUUUGAAGCAGGACAAGAUGGUAACCUCGCUAUUGAGCCCGCUUUCGCCCAAGGCCUCCCCCCUGUCGGCGCAGAUGUCGACGGGAUCGGCAGCAGUCUUCCCCAAGCACUCUACUUGUCUCACAAAAACCACGGCCAGUUCGUCAUUGACCGUAUCAAACAUACGAGUCGUAAUCUCAAACGGAAAAGGGAGCCACUCCUCGAAGACGCCGGGGCGCAGAAGGACGCCCAGAGGGCCUUGGAGGACUUUUGUGCAGCACUUGAUCGCGACCCCUCGGACGCCGAACUCUGGAGGAAGGCUGCUCGGGUUGCCGCAUUUCUGAAGAGCGCACGCAUCAACCGCUAUAGCCUGGAAUCCGCCAUCGAGUUAGAGGAUGACCCGGCUGUCGAGGAAGUCGAUCCGCCAUCACUGGCUGAGGGGUUCGCUGGCGAGCAGCUCAAGCAACAGCUCCAGGUCCUGGGCGACAAAAUGGCGCUGAGCCACCCGAUCAUGGCACCAUUCGUGCAUCGGGAGAUGCCCCCGUACUUGGCUCGGUUUAUGGACCCAAUGCCAUUCCUACCAGACCCCACCAAAAGUCUAGCUGUCAAGGGACCGCAGAAUACAGAAAUCGAUUCUCCCCGCCUUGUCCUUCCAAUCUCAACACCGUCCUGGUCCGAAUUAGGCGCUGCCAUUGUGCGCUUCGUCGCAGAGGAGGGGCUUGCGGGCCAAGCCGUUCUGAUCCAGCUACCCGAUACGAGCGAACAAGAGGACGUCCAGAUGGAGGUCGACAUGCAACUACAACCCCAGGAGCCUUCCCCGCAAUCAGAUGCGCCAAACGAAGUGGUGGAGACAGAAGAGGCGAUCGCAGAACAGCCGGGCGAGGAAGCAGCGGUCGAAGAAUCAGCGUCUGCGCCAGCACCGGAAUCCGACCCAACGGACGAGCAGGCAUCCAAGGACCCCAGUACUUCCGCCUCGACGAGGAAACGCUCCCAGUCGGCGGCUGGCAUCCCCGAUACCCUUGAAGACGAUGCUGCGGAUGUGAAGAGGAGUAAGCGAACCAGACGCAGGGACACCGCUGUGGAAGAGGUCAUGGAUUCCGCCACUUUUCUCGCGAGCCAGCUCCAACCACUACAGGCUGCCGAUCAAAAUUUGUUUCAGACCACCAAGAAUCUUUUAGAAAACCUUGGUGUAACAGACCAGGUAACUCUCGGGAGGAUCGCCGAGGUGCUCGACUCCUGUGCCGCCGAUGAUCGGACGGGCAAGAUUCAAAACCAGGCCACGGUUGAUCUUUGUGAUUCGAUAACACACUUCGAUGACGAUACCGGAGCCGUAUUGCUGAGCAAAAGGGAGCUACCUCAGCUCAGUCUCUCUGCCUUUCUGGAGCAUGCAAAGACGGGAUCACAACGGGCUCAGGAGACGCCUGCGUUUGACGAUUCCCGGGGCCUGAGGAGCUUUGUGGAGGACGCCAACCAAGGCUGGAAUACCAUACAUGACGUCGCCUACAGAUAUGUGAAAGUCCUGGUUGGGACCUACACCGAGUACAAAUGGUCAGACCAGUUGAGAACGGCCGUGAUAGACCUCGCCAGCCGUCUGGAAGGGAGCAUCUACGACAGCUUCACCCAUGACCUCGAUCUAUCUCCCAAAGAUGGACAAGGGGAAGCAAUCAAUGAGCUCGCAGGUUUCGCCCAAACCCUCUUCGAGCUUCACCUUGACGACUACGAUCACAUCAUGGAUCCUAACAGUGCCGCGGAUCAAGACACAAGGCUAGAAGCAAAAUGCCGAGUGGCUAGGUGGAUGGAUAUGGCUAGCGAGAUCACCAGACUCCGAAACCCGCCACCGGAUGACCCUAUCACGCUCCGCUUUCUCUGGGCGUCCGUGGCCUCGACUACGAUGGCCAAAGGCACACCAAGAGACCACGUUCUUAACUGCUGGCAUAGCCUGCGUGAGUUUCUUGCCGGGUCUGCUACGGCGGAAGUCAACCUCGCCAACAACACUACCAUGCCCGAAAUAUCAACGGCUGCUGCGGAACGCGAAAUAUCCAAGCUGACAACAAUGGAUUUCUUUCUGGGUCUGUUUCAGGAAGACAGUGGCAACCCAGUAGCCGUCGUGGAGAGUUUGGAGCCCGUCCUGAACCCAGAGGGCGUCUACAUCACCAUACCCGCCACCCUUAAACAAGCCGAGGCUGGCGGCGAUAUUCCCAAUGACAAGCAAGGGAAGCUGCCUAUCGCAGAGUGCGCCAGCCAGGAGCUGACAGACCUGUGGAAGUUCCUUAAAAGCAGCAAUACGGAGCUGCGACUGCUGCUAUGGUCCAGGCUCGGCGAGGCUUACGGCAAGAUUCAGUAUACCACCAAGCAGUUUUCGUGCUUCCUCCGGAGUAUUGAGACUGUCGUAUCGGACCUGGAGAGCGACGACUACAGUCACUCUCCUGAUGAACCGAGGAGAAACCAGUUCAUGAGUCUGCUAAAAGCACUCGACGACCUCAUCAUCCAAUCUCUGCACCUGGCCUUGAACGACAACAGCUCCUUCGACAUAAUGGAUGAUGACCACUUGAGGUCGAGCAUGUCUGCUCUUGCCAAGGUCAGCUGUAUGUUGCAUGUAGCCGCAAUGUUCGAAGACGAGACGCGCAUUGGCAUGAAGCCUGCAAUAUCGAGCACCUCAGGCCUAAGGUCAUUCCUCAACAAGCUCCAGGAGAUGCAAGUACGGACAUGGUCUCUCCAGUACACCAUGCUGAAGGUCGGACUGAACCAGCAUCCCGAGCUAUUCCCAAAGCCCGAAAACGAUCUCGCCGAUUACUUGGCCGCGGUGCACCAAGUGUUGGGACUUCGCAAGUGCUGCAAAUCAUCCAACAAGAUCUUCCUCAAGAUGAUGCGCGUAGAGCUUCUGAAGCAGAAGAACAUCGAUAACUGGGAAGACUACCUUGGCCAGGUUCUCUACGAUCUGCACGGCCUGAAGCUCGGGGUGGGAAUCUGGGAGGUGCAAGACCACGGCUGCGAGCCUGAAAACCUGGAAAAACGUCAAGCGCUGCAGUUGGUCGGCAAGGUCACCAUGCUGGCCAACAGGAUGUCGAUGAAAGACUUGCUGAAGUCGGAUCUCAAAACGACCAUCGAGCGGAUGCAGCAGGCGAUUGGAUCUGCCAAGUCAAGCCCCCAAAUGGCCCACAACCUCCGCAACUAUUCCGAGUACCUCAAAGCGCCGAUCCACCCGCUACAUCUCUAUCAGGCGUUGACGGGCAGCGUGGAUCUAGACGCUGUCACUAUCAAUACCCCCGAGAGCGUUCCGGCCAAGCAAGGCUGGUUCUUCCUUCUUGGGAUGAUUGCUCUCACCAAGUUCAAGGGCGUCGACUUGAACCGGCGACAGACGCCGGGGGCUACUGAUGACCUGCGCAUCGGGGCCACGUUCUUGCGGCUGCAGCUCCAGUACACGCCGGACCGCUGGGAUGCCUGGUUUCGCCUGGCCGAGUGUUUUGACUACGAGCUGGAUGAGUCAGUCCUGUGGACUGCCGACAAGAUGAAUAAGGAGCGCGCCGAGCUCGUGAGGUUCCAGCGGAAUGCCAUCCACAGCUAUAUCAUGGCGCUGUCCCAUUCGUACGCGUGGGCGUCGGACCCUGCGGUCCUUACCUCCUUAGAGGACGACGAGGAAGCGCUGUACGACAUGUUCCACGAAUUCGGGAUGCGCAUGUACUCGUCAAGCCGGAGCCCGUUUGCCAUGGAGCCCUUCCAGCACGCUGACCAGAACCGGUUUUUCAUCGAGGCCGAGGGUGCGGGCACGUUCAAGAGGAUCCUGCACAACGAAAUGACAGACUAUCAAGUUUGGAAGUUUGCGGCUCAUCUCUUUAGGAAGGCGAUGGUGGGAAAACCCAAAGAUUGGAAGAACCCGUACAUGGUUGCCAAGUGUCUCUGGAAGAUGUACCAAAAGCCUCCAGAGGAACUUGACGAGAAGAACCGCCUGCGUCGUCCGACCGUCCAGACCGUCCUUGACGCGCUCGAGAAGACAAUUGCAGUUGUCUCGUCGCUACCAAAACCCCGGCACGGUCAGGAUCCGACUUUGGAACCGCACUACAAAAUCGUGUCGGUUAUGCACAAGCUCGUCAUGCGAGGCGAUAUCGAGACCCAGGCGGCCGCAAACGUUCUACAACGCCAACCAUACGCACCAAACCGUGGCCAGGAAGUGACCGUCGUCAAUGCCGAGGACUGGGAAGAGUAUGUGGUGCGAUGCUUGAAGCAUUUGCGCGAUAAAGACAAGUCGAACUGGCAACACCGCAUCAUCAUGCGCCACGCGCGCAUCCUGUUCGACGAGGAUACCGACCCUAGCGAUAGCGGAAGUUCGGUUGCCGCCAAGUCCGCUUUCAACGUACUACGAGAAAGUAUGUUCACCAAGACCAUGGUAAUGAACGUGUGGAAGUGCGACGCCGAGCGGCCGGGCCGCCACCACGUUUACACGGAGCAGUACAUCCGAUACAUGGUCCGGGUGCUGGACGUCAUGAAAGAUCGUGUCAGCCUCGAGGCCGUGCUUCGCCGCAUUCGCAAAAAGGGCGCCGACUUUUACCACUUUAACGAAAUGUGGCAGUUCGGCGUUCUGGCCUAUGUCAAGCUCCUCCGUCGGACCUUCGAGGUGCCUCUCACGUCCGAGGACGCCUUCAAAGCCCUCAGCCAGGAAGAUUUCGACGCGGUGGGCGAAAAGAUAACCAGCUGGUCUACCACGCCCGCGGCAGAGGACAACGCCGCCCUCACCGCCAUGAAGGAGGCUGUCGAACUCAAAAAGCUGAACUCCAACCUCAUAAAAGCGGGCCCCAUCGACGAUCUCAUCACGGACUGCUACGCGGCCAUCUACCUACACGUCAAACCCGACCUGCUAGACCCCGACCAACAACAGAAACAACUCCCCCACCACCCCGCAGAGGACAGCGAAUCCAAACCCGACACCACCAACAGCAACAACAACCCCAAAUCCACCAACCUCCUCCUCCACGCCCUCAUCACCCGCGACAAAGACAAGGACCCCUCCCCCUCAGCCCUAAGCUCCCUCCGCGCGGGCUCGGAGCAGCCCGACCGCGACAAGUCGGAGCGGCACUCCCUCGCCGGCGACGCCCCGCCGCGCGCCGCCGCCGCCUCCUCGGGCCGCACCGGCGGCGGCAUCCGCCGGCCCAACAUCCUGCGCAAGGCCGAGCAGGCCGUCCAGGCCGUGCUGCGCGCCGCCGAGGUGCCGCCGCGCUCGGCGGGGGGCGGGGCCGGGAACGGGGCCGGCGCCGCGGGCGCCGCUAAGGCUAGGUCGAGGGUGGGUAGUGUGUCGAGUGCCCUGGCGGGGGCGCGCGCGGCUGGGAGUGGGGAGGAGAGUGGGGAGGAGGAGGCGGAGGAGGGGGAUGUGGAGAUGAAGGAUGUGGGUGAUGAGCGAGGGGCGGGUGGUGGUGGUGGUGGUGGUGGUGUGGCGGGGGUUGUGGCGCGGAGGGCGACGCUGAAUGGUGGUGGUGAUGGUGGUGGGGAUGGGGUGGAGGAGGGCAGCGAUAUCUCGAGCCCGCCUGGUAGUGUGCAUGACUCGGCGGAUGAUGAGAGUGAUCUCAGUGACGUGCCGGCGGACUAUGAGGAUGAUAUCCCGCCGUCGCUGUUGUUUCCGAAUCUGAGGCGGAGUGUGGAUGCUGGGACGGUGAAGGGGCCGGCGGAUGGGGAGAGUACGGAGGAGGAGAGUGGGGAUGAAGUGGAGGAGGGGGAGGAAAUGGAGCAUGAGCAUGAGCAUGGGCGUGGGGAUGAAGGCGAGCAGGAGGGGGGGCAAGGGGAAGAGGGCGGAGAAGCUGAGCUGGAGGAAGAAGGUGGGGCCGGCGAGGAAGAUGGCGGAGAUGAUGAGAUCGGGGAGGAUGAAGAAACGGAGGAAGAGCAUGGGGACGGCGGAGAGGGGCCGGAAGAGGGUGCUCUGCCUGCACCACCAGGCCCGGUAGCAGGAGACGCUGAUGCCACGGAGGAGGAAGAUGAAGAGGGUGAGGAGCUUGAGGAGGAGGACGAGCAAUGAGUUUAGUUUUGGCAAACUGGACACAUACACGGUAUAUGGUUAUCGCUUUGCGGGAACGGGUUCUCAGCAUCCAUCGUCAAUGGGAGAUGGUUUCGUUCUACGGAGUUUCCGGGGCGGACUGUUGUCACCACAGUCUAAAAGGCGUUCCGGCUUUGGAAUUGGAGUACCAGUGCCCACCAAACAAACAUGGUUCUACGGAUAAGAAAUUGACAAACAAAAGUUGUCUCCCUUAUGGAUGCCCUGCUUGUCCGGUGAUUAAUUGGAUCGUUUUACAUCCAUGAUUGUCACGCCUUUCCCGCAAUCAUUGACACGUCCUUUGGCUCACAACCCCAAC
This is a messenger RNA of Chaetomium fimeti, 6646 nucleotides long. RefSeq lists its product as uncharacterized. Gene Ontology annotation, cellular component: HIR complex; nucleus. Gene Ontology annotation, biological process: chromatin organization. NCBI's taxonomy places the organism in Eukaryota, Fungi, Ascomycota, Sordariomycetes, Sordariales, Chaetomiaceae. The transcript is spliced from 3 exons. Gene Ontology annotation, molecular function: protein binding; nucleosome binding. The record is from RefSeq and is a predicted model, not a curated record. Bases 109 to 6312 code for a protein of 2067 amino acids.